Polyodon spathula (Mississippi paddlefish) is the source of this 3910-nucleotide messenger RNA. Its product is annotated as calcitonin gene-related peptide type 1 receptor-like. NCBI's taxonomy places the organism in Eukaryota, Metazoa, Chordata, Actinopteri, Acipenseriformes, Polyodontidae. The transcript has 13 exons. Gene Ontology annotation, molecular function: calcitonin gene-related peptide receptor activity; calcitonin receptor activity; adrenomedullin receptor activity. The record is from RefSeq and is a predicted model, not a curated record. Bases 241 to 1650 code for a protein of 469 amino acids. Gene Ontology annotation, cellular component: plasma membrane. Gene Ontology annotation, biological process: adenylate cyclase-activating G protein-coupled receptor signaling pathway; angiogenesis; cell surface receptor signaling pathway.
ACCAGUCGGCUUGCAUUCGCAGCGUUGUAAUAGCAGCACUCCAAAGACUGGACCACUCCCAGAGACGAGGAUCAGAUUCCAUUUCUCAUACAGCAAAGCAACAAACCCAUUGGGAAAAGGGAGAUUGAAUUGAACUUCAGACAAUUAUAGUCAACAAACAUUGCUACUUGGAUUCUUUCUAAACCUUUGUGCCUGAUAAGAGUUCUGCAUUGCUGCUUCACUCCUGUGUCAAUUGUAAAGAUGGAGAAACGCUGGAUGCCUUCUCUUUUGUUACUUAGUUCUGUUGCUAAGCUAUUUGUUUUCGCCCACCCUGAUGCUAACGAAACUCAACAUUCCCCUCAGCAUGUCUACAGUGAGCUUGGAGUCACCAGAAAUAAAAUAGUGACAGCACAGUUUGAGUGUUACCAGAAAAUUAUGAAAGACACAGAUUAUAACAAAAAAGGUCCUUUGUGUAACAGAACGUGGGAUGGAUGGCUUUGCUGGGAUGACACUCCAGCAGGAAUGACAUCAGUACAACGUUGUCCUGACUAUUUCCAAGACUUUGACCCUUCAGAAAAAGUAACAAAGAUCUGUGAUGAAAACGGAAACUGGUUUUCACAUCCCGAGAGCAAUAGGACAUGGACAAACUACACAAGAUGCACUGCCAACACCCCCCAGAAAGUGAAGACGGCGCUGAAUCAAUAUUACCUGACAAUAAUUGGACAUGGAUUAUCUAUAGCAUCUUUGCUUAUUUCUCUGGGGAUAUUCUUUUAUUUUAAGAGUUUAAGUUGCCAAAGGAUAACUCUGCAUAAAAAUCUGUUCUUCUCAUUUGUUUCGAAUUCCAUCAUCACCAUCAUUUGGUUGACAGCAGUGGCAAACAACCAGCCCUUGGUUGCAAGAAAUCCAGUCAGCUGUAAAAUAUCUCUGUUUAUUCACCUCUACUUGAUGGGCUGCAACUAUUUUUGGAUGCUGUGUGAAGGGAUAUAUCUCCAUACACUCAUUGUAGUGGCAGUGUUUGCAGAGAAACAGCACUUGAUGUGGUAUUAUCUCCUUGGAUGGGGAUUUCCACUGAUACCUGCCUCUAUCCAUGCAAUAGCUCGCAGUUUAUAUUAUAACGAUAAUUGCUGGAUCAGUUCUGAAACACAUCUGCUGUACAUCAUCCAUGGGCCCAUCUGUGCUGCUCUACUGGUGAAUCUGUUUUUCCUGCUCAACAUUGUUCGUGUUCUUAUCACCAAGUUAAAAGUGACACAUCAGGCUGAAUCCAGUCUCUAUAUGAAGGCUGUUAGAGCCACUCUUAUUCUCGUGCCACUGCUCGGGAUUCAGUUUGUUCUGUUUCCAUGGAAACCACAGGGUCGCGUUGCAGAAGAGUUAUAUGAUUAUGUGAUGAAUAUCCUUAUGCAUUAUCAGGGACUGCUAGUGGCUACAAUUUUCUGCUUUUUUAAUGGCGAGGUGCAAGCUGUCCUGAGGCGACACUGGAAUCAGUACCGCAUCCAGUUUGGAAACAGCUUCUCCCACACAGACACCCUGCGGUCUGCCUCCUACACAGUGUCCUCGAUCACUGACGCCCAGGGCAGCAUGUACAGCAGUGACUGCCAUUCAGAGCACCUGAACGGAAAAGGAUCCCAUGACAUAGAUGCCAUCACUUUAAAAUCAGAAAAUACUUAUGCCUGAGCCGGGAGGCAGUCAUUGACCAUCGCAGUUACAGUUGUUGGAGACCGGAGUUCAGAGUCGUUGGUCCCCUAGAUGACCCAAGGAACAGCCUGGGACUCCUCCCUUUAUACCUGAGCUCAAAUGCUUUUAUCUUUUUAUAUUUAUAACUCAAUAUGUCCCAUUACUUUCUACCGUGUAGAUAGGAUUGGCCCUUAAUAUUUUAAAGGGACUGUUGGACAGGUCCCUGAUGAACUGGCACAUUGAUUUAUAUAUAGAAUUCAUAGUGUUGGAUUAUGCAUCACUGAUUUUCUCUGCAAGGACGUGUAAAUAUUGUUCUGUCUUAAUGCAAAAUGUGCCCCUCAUCUUAUAACGCACUGAGGUGGGAGCAGUAUUGUGCAGACAGUCAUUCCUAAUUUAAAUAGCCUGUUGAUAUUUAGGAGCAUUCAUUUUGUGCCAAAAACUUGAGUAAGCCUAUGUGAAGUGCUUUGUGCCAAAAUAUUAAGUUGGUUGUCAUGAGUUUUGACCUUGAAAUGACAAAAAGAAGAGUUAUAUGUAAUGAACUCCACAGUGGCAUGGUGAAAAAAAUGACAAGGAAUGACUGCAGAACCAUUCCAUGAAACUACCUGUAGCGAGAUUGGAUCUGUGCUUAGCACUUAAAUAGCCAAGAAUGUCAUCCGUACCAGUAUUAUUUUUAUUAUUAAUAUUUGAUGAGUAUUUUUUUUUUCAAACGCAUGCCAUGGCAACGGUCCAUUGUCAUGGUAUAUCUUAAAAUUCUCUUAAGACAAGAUUUUAUUGACAGCAAGGGCUUUCCAAGAAUAGAUAAUGUUCUUCUCAUUUGUAAUAAUAAACUUUAUAUACAUUUUUCAAAAUACUUGUAUUAUUGUAUAUCGAGAUUAUGUAUAAAACUAAAAACAACAACAAAAAAAAAACUAUUGUAAAAUUCUUAGUUUGAUUCAGUAUAUUAGAUACGUGGUGAAGGUCACUCAGAUAUGCUUAUUCAUAUAUUCAAUUGUCAGUAUUCAAAAUGGGAAGGUUAUGCAACCUAUUAGGCUAAUUUAUAAACUACCUACUGAGAAAAGAUCUAGUAAUUUAGUGCUGAUAACUUAUCUGACAUCAGAUUAUGUGACAUUCGAAAAUGCGUUGCCUUACAUGCACGAUAACAGAUAAACUCUUGGUUGCGAAAUAAAAGACAAAUUUGUAUUGUAACCAUAUCAAAGCAAACUAAAACUAGCAAGGCACUACUAAAAACACACAUUUACUGAUCCAACCUGCAACUGUUGUUGUUUCUUGUUGGUAUUAUACAGUUACAUUUGUUUUACUAAUUUUAGAAAAUUUGCCUUUGCCCCUCAAAAUAGGGUUGGAUUGUCUUUCUACUAAUCCUUCCAGUUUAAAUGUAUUAUGCUGUUGUUUGAAAUACUGCUGUACACAACAGUAUUGUAGUUACCAUAAGAAAUAAAAUGAUUACCUCAAAAAACAAACAAGAAAAGACCCUUACCUGGUUUAAUGUUUAAACUGUCAAAUCAACUUGUACUUACUUUAGACUUGAAUGCAUAUGCAUAUUAAAAAGUAAGCUGCUAAUACCAUAUAUCAUAAAGCAUUACUGUUCAAACAGCCAUUAUUUAUGAUCCUUUUGACUGACUUUAAUGGAAAUCAUUAGUUGUAACUGCUGAACAUCAAGUUGCAUAAUGGAACUGUGCCACAAAUUAGUAUCACAUACUGUAAACUUGAUUUCCUUAUAAGAAGAAUAUUACAUUUUAUAAAGUAGAAUUAGAGUCUGUUUCAACACAAAGUUUAACACAGAUGAUUUUUAUUUCGUUAUAGAUACACAGGGAUGAAGCAGAGGCAACGUGACUUAAUGAAGCAUUGCUUCUCAGCAAAAAUUGAGUAUAGAUCAUUUAAUAACAAACAACAACAAGAGUUAUUAGGUGUCUGAAAAAAAAAGCCAAAGCAAAUUGUGUGGGCAUCUCAGCUGAGUUACACAUUCCUGUGGUCGAGUAAUAGAUAGUAGCUUCAAGGUAGUUACUGGCUUAACAGUUAGGGAAUGAUUGGUUCAUUCCAUGGGCACUCUGAUCUUUGACAAAUUGGCCACUACAGAGCAAGUAAGUUGACACUCAACAUGUAUAUAAUACUCCAUUUUCCAUUUCAUUGUAGCACUGCCUUAAAGUUAAAUUAUGCUGUGUAGUAAAAUUAUCAUGUUACAUUUCCUCAGGGGUUAGGAAUCUACCCUAAUUGUGUUUUAGUUGUAUCAUUUGUGUCAGGCAGGCGCAUAUAUAUAUAUAUA